This is a messenger RNA of Chanos chanos (milkfish), 1869 nucleotides long. Its product is annotated as thrombomodulin-like. The record is from RefSeq and is a predicted model, not a curated record. The transcript has a single exon. Lineage: Eukaryota; Metazoa; Chordata; Actinopteri; Gonorynchiformes; Chanidae. Gene Ontology annotation, molecular function: calcium ion binding. Bases 96 to 1733 code for a protein of 545 amino acids.
AAUUUGUGGAACAACUUGGACCACGGACCACGCAUUGACCCAAAGGAGAGGGAAUAAUUUUGAGAAACAUUCUAUCGCUUCUCUCCACGCGACGAAUGAUGCAGAGUUACAUAGGAGUGGUCAUGGCAGUGGCGGUCUUAGCAGGAGUUAGGGCGAAAGCUCCACAUAACGUUUCUUGCGGUGAUGGGGAAUGCUUUAUUGUCUUCAAAGAAACAGCAGACUUUGUAUCAGCACAAAAGAAAUGUAAGGAAAUCGUAGGGGAUUUAAUGACGGUGCGAACAGCAAAAUCAAAUCAUGUCUUGUCACGAUUAAUAAAUGAUCUUCCUGGGGAUUUCUGGAUUGGCCUCAAAUACUCUGGUGAACGGUGCUCUGAUGCAUCGAGUGUUUUGAAAGGGUACACUUGGACAACAGGAGACAACACAACUGAUUACGAAAACUGGAAAAAUAAUGGCAGCGUGUGUUCUCCACACUGCGUGUCAGUGUCCAGAGAAGAUCUCACAUGGACUGAGCGACCGUGCAGCGACAGAAUUGAAGGAUAUCUGUGUGAGUACAAGGAUCCCGAGAUGUGUGACAGGUUGCCGUCGGACGGCAAAACGUCCGUUCUAUAUACAACGCAUUGGGGAUUUGAGGGAGAGAAUCUAAUUUCACUUCCACAAGGGAGCAUCGGGACGCAUAGGCCAGAGGGAACAAGGCAUCUUUGUUUUUCCCGUACGUGGCGUAAAGCUCCUUGGAGCUGUGAAGUUUUCUCGGGUGGCUGCGAACAAAACUGCGCAAUGAAUGGCACAGACUACCAGUGCACCUGCUCGGACGGGUAUGUAAUAGCAGAAAACGGAGUCAGCUGCAUCAAAGCACCAGAGGACCCCUGUGAUCAAGCUGGAUGUGCACAGCGAUGCUCAAAGGUAAAUAAUACAGUUCAGUGUCAUUGUGACCAUGGAUACGAACUGGGCAAAGACGGGAAGAGUUGCGAUGACAUCGAUGAAUGUGCCGAUAAAAGUCGGUGUUCAGGAGAACACAUGGAGUGUGUCAACAAAAAUGGUUCAUUUGAGUGUCGCUGCGAGAGCGGCUACGAGAUGAAUAAUAACACAUGUGCUGACCUAAACGAAUGCGCAUUACGUCCGUGUGAGCAUGAUUGUAUCAAUACAAACGGAGGAUUCAACUGCGUUUGUUUUGAUGGAUAUACUGUCUCACCAACGGACAGAACCCGAUGCGACUUUCAAUGCUCUCGGACAGAGUGCCCUAUCAUUUGCGACCGCAACACGGGUUGUAAAUGUCCAGUAAAUUACGUCGCCGACAAGAGGGCAACAGGGACGUACUGCGUCGACACUGGUGAGUGCCAAGGACCUCACAUGUGUGAUCACCGCUGCAACAAUACAUUCGGCGGUUAUGUGUGUUCCUGUUGGGAAGGAUUCGAGCUUGUCAAUGAACGUAAUUGUAUAAAGAUCUCGAGUCCCACAACCCCUCGCAACCUCUUUACAUCUACUGUCAGAACCACGACAUCGCCUCACCUGUCUGCUGUUGCUCCUGUUGGAAUAGUAGUAUUAAUAGUAGCGACAAGUCUCUUUAUUAUAUAUGUUGUUCGCUUCAUAAUUAUGGCUCGAUGUAAACUUUAUAACUUAAAUGCGCACAAAAGGCUUGAAGAAGAUGACAACGAUUCACAAUUGACUUUGAAAAAAUACAUUAAGAAAUCCACCACUUCGGACUGGUACAUGAAACAAGAAAUCAUUGACAUUUAAAUGGUGUAGAACGAAAGGCUGUUUUACAGUCAUCAUAGUCGUAUUAACUGGACUUCAAAAAACCUGUAAAGCAUCUACAUAGUUUUGCUCUGUUCAUUUCCCCCCCGAGAGAUUUGUCCCAUAUCAACGGGCAUAU